Molecule: messenger RNA, 3837 nt
Organism: Fulvia fulva
Lineage: Eukaryota; Fungi; Ascomycota; Dothideomycetes; Mycosphaerellales; Mycosphaerellaceae
Product: putative inositol polyphosphate 5-phosphatase
Exons: 2
Coding region: 1-3837 (1278 amino acids)
Biological process (GO): phosphatidylinositol dephosphorylation
Molecular function (GO): protein binding; phosphatidylinositol-4,5-bisphosphate 5-phosphatase activity
Source: RefSeq, a predicted model, not a curated record
AUGGCACAGAAUCGAGAUGGGCCGGAUACCACAUCUUUGAGACCACUUUCGGCACUGCGAUCGCAGUUCGAGAGCCUAGGGAAGGACGAUGCCGCACCUCCGUCGCCCGUCGGGCAGAAGCCAGCAUGGCUCAGCGCACAAAAUACAGGAGCGAGACCGAAGACUGCUGGAGGAGAAAGCAGUGCAGUCGGGACGGGAUCGAGUACCGCUGGGGCUCCUGUGGUACCGACGACACCGAUCGCACCGACAGCACGAAAGUUGAAGCCAGGCCCGCCUCCACCACGACCCUCUUCUAUCAUGUUCAAUACACCACACCCGCACUCUCCGCCUUUGGUCACAGUGGACUCCCCUCGAUCACCGCAGAAGACAUUCUCGAUCGAUAUGCGCUCGUCCACAUCCCUUGGCAGCACUCCGGUCCAACCUCUAACACCACAACGAACGUCAGAAUCGCCCAAGUCUCACUCGCGGAAUAUCAGUAGGGCUGCUACUCCCGCGCUGGAAGCUCGAGCAGCUGCGUUCUUGCAAUCUGCAGAUUCACCUGUCGCCAAAGAUGCGCCUCAACUCCCGGCACCGAAUUUCAAUUUAAAGCAGGAGCCUAAGAAAGAAGCGCCGUCGAUCAAUCGAGCUGCGAAGCCGAGAGUCCCUACAAAACCACUUGUCUUGGCCAAAAAGCCCAGCAACCUCGCUGCCCCGGAGGCUGAGGCACACUUGUCUGAUCGGAGCAUUUCACCUUUUAGUACGCCACCCAGUAGCGAGGGCAGCUCGCCCGAUGGCAGGAAGGGUCUACCAAUACCGAAGCAGCCUCCUCAAAAGUCGACGACUGCUGCUCCUGUGACGCAGAGACCUCGUAACGAUUCUGAUGCCUCUUGGGCACAACGACUUCGUGGCGAUUCUGAUGCGUCCUUUGCUAGCCGUGCGCGUGGUGAAUCCGAUGCAUCAUUUGUGGAGUCGUCUUCACUACCGGACAGCUGGACCUCAGCGCCGACUCAUCCUGCAGUCGCAGCGAACAAAGAUCCGCGCGCUAAUGGCUUCACGCGAUCGCCAACAAUGCCUGCGCGGUAUCGAUCAAUCCAGGGUCGACAAGCUCCAAGCACUGAAGACCUACAAGAAGAUAGGCCGAGGCUGCCAGUGAGACCUGAAUUGCAGACUCGUCGUCACAGCCCUCCCAAAGCUCGCUCGGGCAGGGCCAGUCCAAGCAAGCUCUCCAAUGUGCUGGCAACGAGGAAGUCGUCUGAUGGGCUACGGCGACCAUUUGCUGCCGCCGAGGCAGAGAGUGUGCCCCGGAUCCCAGCCAUAAAGACUGCGCACAAAUCGGCUCUAUCGCAAGGCUUUGGCGGCGUAGCAAUACCUUCUUCUGCGCCCGCGGUACAAGCUGCGCCCAGGUCAAUGUUGACACAAGAUUUACAAAGAGCGAAGCCUCCAUCCACAGCUCCGGCGAUACCUGCACCACGUAGAUCCAUGGACUCUCGACGUCCUCCGCCGCCACCGCCCACGGCUACAGCUUCCGCGAUUACCACGCAUGAUGGAGCUGGACAUUCGCGUGACGACCAAGAGGAUAUUGCCCCGUACGGCUUGAAUAGUGAUCAAGUGGCAGGUCCACAAGACUUCCCGGAUGCGACGCAAGCAAAUCGACGAGCACCGAAGUUCAAAGUCAGGCCUUGGCAGAUCCCAACCGAAUAUGACACGAGGCUAUUCGCGAUCUGCGGCGAGUAUCUAUGCACGAGUGGAUACAUCACGAAAGCCUGGAAUAUACGGACUGGCGCGCAGCUUCUGCAACUGGAGAACCAAAAGGAGAAUGUCAAAGUCACUUCCAUCGUUUUCAAGCCCUCACCUGAAAUAGAAGACGAAGGCAAACGGAUGUGGCUCGGAACCAAUUCUGGUGACAUACACGAAGUCGACAUACCGUCUGAGCGUAUCGUGAAGACAAAGACCAAUGCGCACCCAAGACGAGAAGUGAUUUGCAUGUUCCGCUAUGCUUCCGAACUCUGGACUAUGGACGAUGGAGGCGACCUGUACGUAUGGCGGCCAGAUCAUAAGGGUAUGCCGAGUCUGGACUCACAGACCCACAAUUGGCGCGUCCCAAAGAACCAAAGCUAUGCGAUUGCCACCGGCAGGCAGCUUUGGAUAGCACAAGGCAGGGACAUCAGGGUGUACUACCCUAGUGUCCAGUCAGAUACGGACUUUCAAGUGCUAAAGAGUCCUCUCAAUCAGCCAUCCGCCGGUGAAAUAACCUGCGGUGCCACCUUGGAUGGCAAACAGGAGCUCAUCUACUUCGGCCAUUCUGACGGGAAGGUGAGCGUGUACAAUCGCAAGAACUACACAUGCCAAGCAGUUGUCAACGUCAGCCUGUAUAAGAUAAGUUCUCUUACAGGUGUCGGUGACUACCUCUGGGCAGGCUAUAGCACGGGAAUGGCCUAUGUAUACGACACUUCUACAAGUCCAUGGACUGUGAAGAAGGACUGGAAGGCCCACGAGAAGCCUAUUCUUGGAAUUCAGGCGGAUCCCUCGGCCAUGUGGAAGAUGGGCCGUCUCAAUGUUGUCACAUUGGGGACUGAUCAGCUUCUGAGGAUCUGGGACGGUAUGCUGCAGGACGACUGGGUUGAAAGCCAGAUGCACAGUCGCGAUUCAGAAUUCUGCACCUUCAGGGAGAUGACUGCGGCGGUACUGACAUGGAAUGCUGGAGCUUCGAAGCCCUCGCAUCUCGGCCACAGUCAUGACGACAAUGAGUUCCUCCGCGAGUUCAUGACGUAUCGCGAGGCACCCGACAUCUUCGUAUUCGGGUUCCAAGAGCUCGUCGACCUUGAAGACAAGAAGGUCACCGCCAAAUCGCUGUUCAAGAGCAAGAAGAAAGAUCCUGCUGACCAGGAGCAUAUGUCGCGCCAAUACCGAGCAUGGCGAGACCAUCUUGCGAAGAGUCUCGACGACCACAUGCCAAACAGCGAGACGUACACCCUGUUACACACUGCGAGUAUGGUAGGACUGUUCACCUGCAUCUUCGUCAGAGCUUCCAUCCGUCCACGUAUACGACAUGUGCACACCUCGGAGGUCAAGCGAGGCAUGGGUGGCCACCACGGCAACAAGGGAGCUCUGAUCUUGCGCAUGGUCAUGGAUGACAGCAGUCUGUGCUUCAUCAACUGCCAUCUUGCUGCAGGACAGACCCACACAAUGCAUCGUAACAACGACAUCGCGGAAAUACUGGAAGCUAACGCGCUGCCGCCGUAUCCACUCGACCAAAGCGAAGCAGACCAUGGCGAUGUCUUCGCUGGCGGUGGCGAUGGCAGCAUGAUAAUGGAUCAUGAGAUAUGUGUUUUGAACGGUGAUCUUAAUUACCGGAUCGAUACGAUGGGGAGAGACGCGGUGAUCAAGCAGGUCCAACAAGGUAACCUUGCGAAACUGCUCGAGCGUGACCAGCUGCUACUGAGCAGAAAGAAGAAUCCCGGAUUCCGCUUACGAGCGUUCCAGGAGUCUCAGAUCACGUUCGCGCCGACCUACAAAUACAACGUACAUACUGACGAUUAUGACACAUCGGAGAAGAAAAGGGCGCCGGCAUGGUGUGAUCGGAUACUCUAUCGCGGGCUUGGUAAGGUCAAGCUCGAGGACUACCAGAGGUGGGAUCAGUUGAGGAUAUCCGAUCAUCGUCCUGUGAGUGGAAGGCUACGACUGCGCAUCAAGACUGUUGAUCAGGACAAGAGGGACGUUGUGUGGGAGAAGUGUGGGAAGGAGUUUGAAGGCGUGAGCCAGCGCAUUGCUCGCGCUGCACAACUCGAAUACCUCACCAAUAUCCUGGGCAUGUCUCCUAAAGAAGCCGCUACAGCACUACAGGGCACAGUAUCGUAG